Molecule: messenger RNA, 2634 nt
Organism: Peronospora farinosa
Lineage: Eukaryota; Oomycota; Peronosporomycetes; Peronosporales; Peronosporaceae
Source: the annotation of a GenBank genome assembly
AUGGCCACUGAUCAAGUGGCUCUACUACCUCUCGAUGUCGAGUCUCGCGAGCGCAUUCCUGGCAGUCCAUUAGUUCCGGGUGGGAUUGCAUGGUCAGAAGAUGGUCGUCUUGCUGUCGUGUCCGACGCGAGCAUUCUCGUCGCUACUUUUCGGAGUCGCGAGCUCGAAAUGUUCCAGCCAAAAGGUCCUGCUGUCUCAAAAGACUUUGUUUUUCUUCCAGAAGACACAAGAAAUGAGCACCUUCCAGUAGCAAUUCCACCAGUAAUGGAAUCACUUAAUGCCGGACUACCUCGAGCUAGCGCUUCGUAUUUUUUGCUCAAUGAGAGCGACCGGCAUCAACACAAUCCCAAGGAAUUGUCACUAUCCAAGAAUGCAGGCAAGACGUUCAUUGCGGCAGAGUGGGGACCUAGAGGCUCUGCGCCGAGCUCUUCCUGUGCUCUAUUGGCACUUACAGCGGCGUCUAGAGUGACGCUGCAUUUUCCUCCCAGCUUUCACAUGGACUGGAAGGAAGUCGCAGUGUUUUCCGAAAACUUGUUCGAGUUUUUCGAGACCAAAAACUUUCGACUCGGUUCAUCACAUGAUGAGAGAUGUAAUCAACUACCACCGAGUGUGGCCAUGGCAGGAUCACGUAGAGAAAAAGCAGGGAAGAAGAACAAGAAGAGGAAGGCAGAUCCAGAGGAGGGACAUCUUGCCAUGAACUCGGUCGCCGAGUAUACCCAUAGAUGUGCUAUGAUGUCGACACUGACAAUGGCCUGGUCGCCAUUUAUGGUCAUGGCAGAUAAGCAGAGCAUAACGUCGCUUAUUGCACUGUCGGGACGUAAAGUGAGUACUGUUUGGGCAUAUGCGUAUCCAUCAUUCGUCAAAGGAAAGGUGAUGCAGCCUUUUCUUUUGUCAAUCCCAGCUGCGUGGAUAGAUACAGAGAAGUAUGGUUGGGUUUCUACGAGUACGUGGCAGCAGAUGCAUCGACAUGGAACGGCCUAUGCAACACAACAAAGCCUUAAGUUAGCGUUAGGAACAUCGGAAGGUCAUGUUCUGAUUGUUACUGUUCCGGUGAGGGCGCCUACGACAGAUAGUUUGCCCCAAGAGUUGGCUGUAGAUCGCGUUAUCUUGGCGCCGCACUCUCAACCAGUCUUCGGUCUGUGUAUGGGAAGCCGUUGGACGUACUCAAACAGCCCAACAAAUGAUUUGGUUGUCGCAUCAGGGUCAACGAUCUCUGUAUGGGACUUGAAGAAGAAGAAGCAAGCACAGCCAAGCGCGAAGUGGAAGGCACAUGAUGGCAACUUGACUGGAAUCGACAUCAAUUACUUUGGAGAUACAAUCUAUUCCGCUGCAGUGGAUGGUACGAUCAAAGUAUGGGAGAAGAGCACAGGAACACUGCUAUACUCUAGCGACGCGACUUCUAUCGAUCCAACGGAUAAAAACUCUAGUGGUACUGCUUCUGCUGCAUCAGACACUAGCAAAUACCCCGUGUUCGGUUUGGCAAUGUCGCCCAGCUCCGCCCAGUUGGCGUGCGUGUUCAUCAUUCCUCCAGCUUCCCGGCCCAAUCGCAAAUCGCAGGCUGACGUUUCGUACAGCCGUGUCUCGAGCUCACUCGAGUACAUUCCGUCACCUUGGGUGAAAAGCUCGGACCAAUUUGUAGACGUUGUGUGCCGCGUACUUAGCGAAGGCGAGUCGGUGGAUAGCUUUAUGGAUGUGGUGUGGUUAUGCUAUAACGACAAUGCGGCGCUGAUGUCGCUCAAUGGGGCAACAGACUUGGCCAUUCCCAGUAUGCUAAACAAGAUCAGGAGCGCCAACGGUGAGGCGAGCGACAGUGAGUUGCUCGCGCGCCAACCGAUGUAUCUACCUCUUUGUGAGGAGCUUGAGAAGCGCUAUUAUCGAAAUGCUGACUCCACGAAAAACGAUCUUAGACCUCCCAUUCCGCUUUUCCUACAGGCUUCAUUAUUGCUUCGUAGUGCAAUCACCCCGGCAGAUCAUCAAGUAGCGGCUCAAAAUACUGUACUGGCAAAGACAAGGCGCACCUUGGGUGUGUACUGGGCAGAGCGGUGCUUGACAGCACUGGUCAGGGCAUCGAAAAAGGCCAACAAGGCGCUUCGAGACUAUGUUACACGUUCAUUUUCUGAGAGGAAGAGUGCAUUGACGAUGGCCGAUUUCCUCAGUGUUCAGGAUCCGCUGACGCACCGCAGUGAAGCUCUCGUUACGCAUAUUUACGAGCAAUUGAGCUCGACGGAAAACGUCAGUUCAUGGAUAGCCUAUAUCAAAGCAAAAGCAAAUGCGGAUGGUGAGGACCAGACUGCUGAAGUGUCCGACAAUGCCACUACAGUGUAUACGCCACCAUCACGAGAGACAUGCUUCAUUUGUGAAGGGAGUGUCCCAUUUGGCGAGCUGGAAAUAGUGUGUGUGUCUGGCCAUACUCUGGAGAGGUGCUUCCUCUCGUUUUGCUGCAUUUCUGCCAUGGAAGUCUGGAAGUGCAUGGGUUGUGGAGCUUCAGCGUCUGAAAUCAACUUUUCGAGCGGCACGUGUCCAUUUUAUUUAUUAGACUUCGAGCAUGACAAUGACGUUGGACUCGCUACCCCAGCUGCUUCAAAGAUAAUCUGCCGCUUGUGCGGUAGCUAUUGUAGCUUUCAGAGAUAUUAA